AUGAAGACCGAGCUCAGAGGAAACACCGCCGCUGCGUCCAUCUCUAUCCAAAACCCGACCACCGCUGCGGCAGCGGCUCCGACCAUCUCCGGCGCCCUCACGGGGUGCCUGGGAAGCCUCGACGGCGCGUGCAUCGAGAAGCUCCUCCUCCACUGCGCCAGCGCCCUCGAAGGCAAGGAGUGGACGCUCGCCCAGCAGGUGAUGUGGGUCCUCAACAACGUCGCCUCCCUCAGCGGCGACCCCAACCAGCGCCUCACCUCCUGGUUCCUCCGCGCCCUCAUCUCACGCGCCGCCAACGUCUGCCCCACCGCCACCAUGCACCACUUCGACGGCUCCUCCGCCAUCGACAGGCGGCGCCAGAUGACCGUCACCGAGCUCGCCGGGUACGUCGACCUCAUCCCCUGGCACACCUUCGGGUUCUGCGCCUCCAACAGCGCGAUAUUCAAGGCGAUCCGAGGCUGCUCCAAAGUCCACGUGCUCGAUUUCAGCGUCACCCACUGCGUUCAGUGGCCCACUCUCAUCGACGCGCUGGCGAAACGCCCGGAAGGCCCGCCGUCUUUAAGAAUCACCGUGCCGUCCGUCCGGCCACCCGUCCCCCCUUUCCUCAACGUCUCGUGCGAGGAAGUCGGCCAAAGGUUGAGCAACUUCGCUAGGUUUCGUGACGUGGAGUUCGAGUUCAAUAUAAUCGGAGGAGGAGGAGGAGGGAGUACCACUACGAGUUUCGACAACAACAACAUUGCUUUGUGUAGAAAUUCCAUGUAUGAUACCUUCCACCGCUACUUCGAGUCGUUGCUAACCAGCCUGGUGGAUCCGCACCAGCUGUCCUCGUUGUUCAGGGACGACGAGGUCAUCGUGGUGAACUGCCAGAACUGGCUUCGCUCCAUGCCCGACGACGAUGAGGAACAGUCUGCGGGUUCGUCGUUGAGGGAUGAUUUCCUCCAUACGAUAAUGGGGUUGAAUCCGGCCAUCGUGGUGGUGGUCGACGAGGAUGCGGAUCUCAACGUGUCGAGCCUGACGACGAGGAUCACAAACUGUUUCAACUACCUGUGGAUCCCGUUCGAUGCUCUGGAGACAUUUCUUCCUAAAGACAGCGCGCAGAGGAUCGAGUACGAGUCGGACGUGGGGCACAAGAUCGAGAACGUGAUCAGCCACGAAGGGUGCCAGAGGAUGGAGAGGUUGGAGUCUGGGGCGAAGCUAUGUCAGAGGAUGAAGAACGUCGGGUUCUCGGGUGUGAUGUUCUGUGAGGAAACUGUUAAAGAAGUGAAGUCGUUGUUGGAUGAGCAUGCUAGUGGUUGGGGGAUGAAGAGAGACGAGGAGAUGUUGGUGCUCACUUGGAAGGGACACAACUCGGUUUUUGCCACAGCUUGGGUGCCAGGUGGUUUAGGAGAGAAUUGA
Molecule: messenger RNA, 1395 nt
Organism: Linum tenue
Lineage: Eukaryota; Viridiplantae; Streptophyta; Magnoliopsida; Malpighiales; Linaceae
Source: the annotation of a GenBank genome assembly